AUGGCGGAUGAUGUUUUGGUCGAGGAAGUUUUCAAUUUUAUUUGCGAUAGUGGCGGAUUUGUGGAGUUACCUCUACUUUUGAAGGAUUCAUCGCCUUUGAAAAACAUAAAAUCCAACUUGGAAGCGAAGAAGUGGCUGAUGAAUCAUGGCCGUGGCCGCUUUGUUGUGGUGAAAGAUAUUAAUGAUGAAGUCAUAGGUGUUCGCAUCGAGCUGAAAAAGAAAAUUUGUCAACAAUAUCUUGCACAGGGUUCAUGCACGAAAGCGAAGGGUUUGUGUAAAUUCUGGCACAUUUGUAAAAGCUUUAUCGAGGGAAAGUGUGAAGGAAACUGCCGUCGUUCGCACGAUUUUUUCGACAACGACAACGUAGCGAAGACCAAAGACCUUAAUAUCGAGAUGCACCCGAAUGGCACACUACGGAGCAUCAUUGCCUGGAGUCUACCACAGGUUUGUCAGUUGUAUUUGAGAGAUAAAUGCAAGUCGGAUAAAUGUCCAUAUCUUCAUAUUUGCCCGAAUAUAGUGCGACAGUUGCCAUGCGAUUGUACGUUAUCGCAUAAUUUGACUGAACUUGACAACAAGAAAAUACUGAAGCAGUAUGACCUUGUGCCACACCAGUCGAUGAAAACUGCUUUUGUUUGUAGCAGUAUUUUAAUCAUGAAAGUGCAGAGGUGUUUUGAUCUAGGUAAAUUCACAAGCGAUGAUACUACUGUUGAAAAGGCCUCAUUUACACCAUUAAAAAAAUCAACAAACGGUGCCACUCAAAAUAACGCAAACGAAAACAGUUCACAGCAUGGGACAAGUCAAGAGUCGAAAUCGAAUGGAACAAAAGAUUUUCACGUGAACUCAAAAUACAAAGAGGUUCUUUAUGAUGACAUGGAAGCGAGUUCGAAGAAAAAUGGACCAAAACCCGGUCAAAAGAAGUCAAAAAGAGGGCAAAAACAGAAGCGUAUACCGAAAUACGUCAACAAUUUGGCGAGUUGUGCAAAUGCUUCAGCAAGAUCUCAGAAAAAUCCCGGGUUUCUAAAUAUACACGAAGAAGAAGGCCACUUGAACUCAUCUUCAGAAGACAACAAACCCUAUUCUAAAAGUUUCCUCUCUGCUAAUCAAGGUGAAUCGAUUCAUCAGAUUCCAGAGUCGAAAAUAAGUCACGAAAAGGCUGGUAACGAUGUCAAAUUUCGUCAUCCUAAACUCGUGUCAAAUAAGAAACCUGAAGCGGAUCCGUGUACCUCAAAUGGCGCAGCCAAAGCUGGUGUUGUUAAUGAUGACCCGCCUGUUUUGCCCGUUGAUGACAUCGGAAACGAUUUUGUGAAGAAUUGGGUCCUGGGUGUUGAUGAUUGUUCCUCUGAGUCCAAUCAAAGCCUUGGAAACUCUCAAAUUGAAGAAAAACCAGCGGAACGCAAGCGAAAGUUAUCCAUAUCAAGUUCAUGCAGCUCUGUUCCGGAUCCACAAAAGAAUACACCCUCUAAGAAGGCUGUCUUUGACUGCAUUCUGAAAGAAUACAAUGGCACUGUCUCCUUUCAUGAUAUCUCGAAAAGAAAAGACUUGUUUCCUGAACGAUGUGAAGAUAUUUCAGCGUGGUUUAAAGCAAGGAAAGAAAGCUUUCUGCUUAGGGAAAGUAAAGACGGAACACUGAAAGUGGACGUUCUUUGUAAACGAGCGAAAUUAUGUUUUAACCAGGAUCAUUGCUCCAAAGUGGGUUGCCCUUAUCUACACGUGUGCCGAGAUUACAUCGCUGGUUUUUGUAGAUUUGGCGGUAGAUGCCAAAGAAACCAUAGUUUUUAUCACGAUGAAAGUAGAAUGCACAUUUCUAAACUUAAAUUAUCUGGGUUUAGCGAAGAACAGCUGCGUAAACUCGUUCAGCUGUCAAUACCCCAAGUAUGUCUAGACUAUAAUGAAGGACACUGUGCACUCGGAGAGAGUUGUUGGCAAAUGCAUAUUUGCAAGGAUAUGAUAAAGAAGAAGUGUUCAGAUCGAGUCAUUUGCAGUCUCAAGCAUGAAGAAGCAUUGUUGACGGCUCAAGCAAACACUGUGCUUAGUAGAUAUGGCCUGAAAGUUUGGGAUGACAACGUUCAACCGAUUUUGCGAACCCUUCUCAUCUGCGAGAGGAAAUCUUCAGUUGACUCUACACCCCUUUUAAAAGACACUGUUUUCACAGCAGCUAGUCUGACAUCGUCGAGCAGUGCAGUGGGCAGCCGAAAAGAGAAAAACCCGAGUGGUGCCAUUCCUUAUUUACUUGCAUCCGUUUCUGUAGCCAGAACACCCAGCACUGUUUCAACGCCAAGUGGUUCGAGGACGUCAGAGGGAGCAGCUGGCGGCACAAAAGUGAGCGAUCAGAAUAGUAGUCCAAUUCCUUUUACAGGUGCCGUUGUGAACAACAGUGAAGCAUCCGAACGAAAAGUCUUUGAGUGCUUGUGCAAAGAAUACAACUGCUCAGUUUCGUUUUCAGUGAUUUCUAAACGCACUGAUUUGUUCACUGCCGGAUUCAAAGACGUGGAGUCUUGGUUUCGAAGAAGAAAUGGGAGCUUUUUGAUCUUAGAAAACCCAGAUGGGGCAAUUACAGAAGUAAGUGCCUUUUCCGCAAAGGUUCGACUCUGCUUCAGUUACAACGCCCCCUAUGGAACUUGUGUAAAAGACAACUGCUCAUUCCUGCACGUCUGCAGAGAUUAUAUCACUGACUCCUGCGCCAACGGAGCAACAUGCCCACGGAACCAUCAAUUCCGCAACGAGAAGGAUAAGGCUUUGCUGUCUAAGAUCAACCUCGACAAGUUCACAGACGAGCAACUUCGCCGGCUUGUGCUGUUUUCGUCACCACUGAUUUGCGUAGAGUACAACGAUGGUAUUUGUGAUCGUGGCGAUGCUUGUCCUAGAAUUCACAUGUGUAGCAACCACUUGAAAAAGUGCUCCCGAGAAGGACAUGGUUGUAUCUUAGAGCAUGAAUCCGCCAUGACCACUGACCACACCAAAGCAGUUCUCGAGCGUUAUCGUAUGGACCACUUAAAACCAGGCGCAGCAAAGAAGGCUAUUUUGCUUUUUGACGACUUGGCACAAAGUAGAGAAGCAGGUAUGUUUCACUAAGAAAGCAUACUGGUUUCAGAUUAUGCUCAUGUAUCCAGCAAUAUUUGUGAUAAAGUAUAGGUACAAAAUUAAAAUUGCUUUGAUUUUAUUCGGGAAGCUUUUUUUUAAAUUUUAUUUUUAUUUUAUUUUAUAAACUAGGGUUUUAAAACUAAUGUCUUUGGUCAUAAUUGGACAAUACAAAGGUGUUUUGUUAGGAUUAAUCGAUGAUUCUGUGGCACUAUCAGUCCCUAAAUAUGCUCAAUUGCUCUCCCUAUAGAGGUAAAUGAAAAGUGAUUCUUUUUUUUCCGAGGAUAACGAAAAACGUGUCUUUCACCCUCAGUCACACUUCUAUUUUUAUCGUCGUCAGGUCAUGUUCACACUGAUCAACCAGAUGCACAUAUCUGUUCAGAUUUCCUUCUGGGAAAGUGUAAAAAGGUCAUCAAGUGUUCUGAGCACCACUGCUCGUUGCCUUACCACUGGCAAUACAGAGUCGAGAAUAAAGGAGUCUGGAAGAGUUUUAGUGAGACUGACAAUGAGAAGGUGGAGAAACUUUACUGUGACGCAAUGAUGAAUGAUUGCUUAGCCACUGGCUUCAAGCUGUCUUUCAAAAGGUAAGCCAAGGAGAGUCGUGUUUGAAUACAGAGUAUUUUGCAGAGGCAAACAUAAAUUGUUUAUACAAGCUCAAGUCUAAAAUUAUGGGUUUACAAGCUCACUUCGUUGUAACCUCGUUAUUCCCUUAUUCGUUGCUAUCUGUUCUUGUAAAUUGUGUUGGUAUAAUUUCUCAUGAUUAAUUUAUAUGUAUGGUUCUUUUUGAACCUCAUUUAUUCACAAGACCUUUGUAGACAAGCCCCUCAAGUUUAGAUUACGAUUGAUGCUCUAGUUUAGAUCAUCUUUCAAAGUGUUCGAUUCUUGAUGCAAAUUCCUUAUCAAAAGAAGCCCGCAAUGAGGAAUUUAACUUGGUAAAUAAUGUACCCAAAAUUUCAUGAUACUGAAUUGGCACACAGAUCGAAGUUAACUUAAAAAUCAAUUUUUUUAAGUCAUGGAUUCCCUCUCUUGGAUGAAGAGUAUACCGUGCAGUUCCUGUUUGAAAAUGAGCUGAUGCUUGUGCAGACAGAUUUUGAAGUCGUUGCAGACAUUAGGCGGCUGUCCACAGAACCCUCCAUCAAUAAUCCCGUUAAUCCUUUGGCUGCUGUGUGGACUUGGUACUGGAAGGACGAAAAUGGCAUGUGGCUUGCGUAUGGCUCAGACUACCUGGUAAGAUUUUAUGUGAGGUACCAUUUCUGGAUAACUAUUACAAACAUGUUUUAAAGAAGAAAUAUCAAGUAAAGGUAGUAAUUAGCCAUGCUUUUUAAGCCUCAUGUUAUGUUAGGAAACUGUUAAGUCAUGGACGCGUUAAUAAACAAACGUUAUUUCGUUCAAGUCAUUUGAAAAAAAAAAAAAACAGUUAAACAAGCAGUAAACACAAUCAGAAAGCAGUAGAUUAAUUCAUUGGAAAUUUUUGUAUAUUUUCAGGGUAAUGAUCUUCAGCGACCCAUAGAAGAGGCAUUCUUAUCCAGCACAUAUUGCCAUAAGUUUAAAAUUGCCGAGCAAGACUAUGUACUGUAUUUCCAAAAAAUGGAACAAGAAAACUUGAGGUAUGGCACUAAACGACAAGUAAGGAGAAGACCUGGAGAAUUUAGAUCAGGCGCAGACAUCCUGGAGAUUCGAAGGUAAUUUCAAGUGACAGUCAAAACUUUCCGCAACGGCCACUUCUGAGGCAAAGAAAUUUAGAAAGGGUGCAACACAGCACAUUUUUUCAAGAAGGGUCAAACUAUUUCUGAAGUUGUUAACAUGUUUAUUGCAGCAUAUUAAUACGUAACACACUCAAAGUAAUGUACUGAAAAGAAAGGAAACAUUAAUAAACCAAAGGAUUGAAGCACACUGUUUUAUCACAUUUUAAAUACUUACUGCAUGAAGAAAGCGAUAUGACCUUUCGGGGAGUAAGCCAUGUUGCCCUGGUUAGGUGAGGGGUCAAACCUAGAGCUAUCAAUCUGGAGAAUGUGGCAAAGCCAGGAACGCCAGGAUAUUGGAAUAUCUCGGAACACUAGACUGUAUCGAAACAGUCACAGCUUGACUUAACAAAAUGCUCUUUCUGGCAAAACGGAGUGCAAAAUGGUGCGAUAGUAGUGGUGGAACUCCCCAAAAAACUAGGGAAGUUUGGGUCAGGUUACAGAUAACUUUAAAAUUUUGGUAGGUACUUUAAUUGCGCUUGAGUGUUUUUUAUGUCUGUCUUGCUUAAGUAUUUUUUUUCAAUUUUUCUCGCCCAAGGUCAUCCAGGAAGGGAAAACCGAUUACAAAUGUAUCAAAUACUGAAAGGCCUAGCAACUGGGCUUCUAUGCCAUCUAAUAAGCAGUACACACGUGUCACGUUAAGCACUGUAUCAUCUGAGUACAAAGAAGUGGAGAGGUUAUUUAAAAGUUCAAUCAAAAAAAGGGUCGUUAUCCGUAGAAUCCAGAAGUGGGGCUACGUCUCGUGCGCUUCCUGCGUGCUUUAUAACAGAACAGAGCACAGUCAAUUUAUUUAUUUUUAAAUAUAUGUAGGAAAACUUUGUUUCAUUUUUGUCUUACAGGGAUACAUAAAAAAAGUGAUAUCUGUGUUAGGGAAAAAACAAAGAAAUUAACUUUUUUUUAUUUAUUUAUUUUCAAAGUGGUAGCCAAUUCAAAAAAAUAUGCCAUUUUCAAGGAAAACUUUGUUCUUUCGAGGAUUUUUCCGUCUUAGUUAUAGAUCGAGAUGCAUGUGCUACGUUUUCGAAACAAACCAAACGAGGAAGUUUGCCGCGGAUUUAUCUUUGCAAAAAAUAAGAUUAUGAGCCGAUACGUAUUUGGUGCCAAAGUGAAAAAUUUAGGGGGAAAAAUUAGGGAUUUCACGCCCUGGACUACGCUUUCAUCCCGAAAAGCCUGUUUAGUUAUUAAAAUCUCUCUUCAGGGGAUUUUAAAAUCCCCUGAAAAGUGAUUUGAGUCAAAAUCAACUUUUUGUGCUAUAUUAUUUCAACGUUUUCGUAAAUAAUAGAAAAACUAUUCACCUCAGUGUUGGUGGAUUGUUUGAAACAUUCUUAUGUUGAAACAUACUCUAUUCUUCCGUGGAAAUGGUCGUAAUUGGGUAUACGUAAAACGCUCUUUACCUGAAGCCUUGUUUUUGUUUGUUUUUGAAAGGAAAAAGGAAUAUUUGUUGACGAUCAAGACAGGCGGUCACAAGUUUUCCCCUUGAACGAAAAGAGGUUGUUCCACGGAACCAGCCCCGAUGCUGUAGAGGCCAUUUGUAAACAAAACUUUGACUGGCGCUUAAACGGAAAGAACGCCACUGUUUAUGGUGAAGGAAGUUAUUUCGCUGUAAAUGCCUCCUACAGCGAUGCUUAUGCAAAGAAAGACGCAAAUUCGUCUCAAUUCAUAUUCUUAGUCAAAGUCCUUGCUGGAACUUACACCAAAGGCGACUCCAGCUAUCGAAGACCGCCUCCAAAACAACCAUCCAAUCCUUCGAGUGACCUGUACGACUCUUGUGUGGACGACGAGUACAAUCCAACCAUAUUUGUGGUGUUUGACACCGAUCAGUUCUAUCCAGAGUACAUCAUUGAGUAUUCUGAUGAAAGUAGAAGGUAUUCCGGAGCUCGCGGAGCUGGUCCUCAGACAGGAGCACAUGCAGUACCUUCUUAUAGCCGAGCUACCCGAUCUACCAGCCCCUUUAAUCCCACAAGUGGUUAUUACUCGUCUAGUAGUGUGGCAUCAAGUAGUUAUGGCUCAGCCUCUAACAGCUCGUCUAGUACACCGUACCGCAGCACAGGUACAAGCAACUAUUCAGGUACGGCGAGCUCUCAUAAUACAACAUAUUCAUCGCACAUCUCUAGCACAGGAACAUCAAGAAAUUAUUCUUCAUCAACGAAUACUUCUAAUGUGUCACACCACAGUUCAACUCCUAGCAGCUCCUCGAAAUCUUCCAAAGACAACAAGUGCUUGGUAAUGUGA
Molecule: messenger RNA, 7049 nt
Organism: Pocillopora meandrina
Lineage: Eukaryota; Metazoa; Cnidaria; Anthozoa; Scleractinia; Pocilloporidae
Source: the annotation of a GenBank genome assembly